Messenger RNA from Penicillium digitatum Pd1, 1929 nucleotides. The record is from RefSeq and is a predicted model, not a curated record. NCBI's taxonomy places the organism in Eukaryota, Fungi, Ascomycota, Eurotiomycetes, Eurotiales, Aspergillaceae.
AUGUUCCAACACCAAUCCCACGACCCGAGCUUCCUCGAGUCCAAGGCAGGGAAAGAUUACCGCUUCGCUCUUCCGGGAUUCAACCGGCCGUUAGACUUUGCUCCGAUGGAAAAAAACAUCUACGGUGUCGAAAGUCGGAGUAUUUUUCCAUCUGCGCUGGAUGAUAGAGAUAUCCAAGCAGGAUUCGUGGACCUGCCCGUCUUGACCCUCCGUGAGAUGCGUAUGGUAGAGUUUAUGGAGGACCUGACUGAUAUUCCUGAGUGGUGGAAAAAGGUUGGUUUUCCGAUAAAACUGAAACAGAUCAUUCUGCUGAAGUCAUCUCAGGUCUUUGAGCCCGCUACACAAGAGAAGUGGAAAAAGGCCGCUAUGAACAGUGGCAAAGACAUCACCCUCAACAUGGCUGAAUGGAUUAUUGAUGAACUUCAAUUCAAGGCAAUGAUCUACGAGGUUACAGAUGUAGUCGCCCUGUACAACGGCGAUGUCACCAAGUCUGAUACAAACCUGCCUAAAUCGCUCUACAGCGAUAUGAGAUCCCAGUUCGCUGCGCUAGAGUACGAUGAGAAAUCAAUGCAGUACUUCUAUCCAGGAAGCCUAAACAAAGAGCGUGACCUCAUUUCCAUGGCAUUGUACCCGGUCGUUUACGGCAAGACUCGCAUUCUCACAGACAGAAUCAUUGGGCUCGAUGACGCCCUCAGGUACGCUGGCAAGGGCGAAGUUAUUCCAGUCCCAAAAGAGACUGGAAUAACCAGGGAAGAUAUUGCCUGGCGUGUCUUAGCCCGCGCAGAUAUCAAGGUUCGGCCCUACAACCGGAAUUAUCAGAUCCUUCCUUCAGACUGGGAACUCGGCGAUGAUGGACAGUGGCACAUAACCACAUACAUCAACAACGUACACCCAGUCAAACACCGGAACCUCUACAAGCUCCUCGAGCAGGCUUUCAAUUGCAUCAUUCCGCAGUGGAAUGCAACCUUGACUCCCCUCAAAGACAUGCUCCAUUCCCGUGCCCGAAUCGAAUACCACAAGGCAGAGUAUUAUCCAGUCCCAAAGGAAGUAGCUGCUCAAGCACCUCAGAUACACCCAAGGGAGGCGCAGAGUGAGUUUGAUGUGCGCACGGAGAAGUGGAGAAUGGAGAACUACCGCGCCAUCCAACCCGACGCAGGCAAGUUCAUUCCCUGGGCAGUUCCACCCUGGCUGAUGGACAAAUUGCCCGAGGACCUACCUAGUGCGGUUCGCAUUGAGCGAGGUGUCGAUCUCAACCGGGACUACAAGGAACGCGGACUUCAGGUCAUCACACGUCUGUUGGGCGUUGAUCUAACUCCGGAAGAUCCAACUUUCGAGACAAACUGGCAUGGUGACGGCACGAUGAACGAGCACAUCUGCGCCGUAGCAGUCAUACCAUACGACCACAACAAUUUACUCGACCCGUUCAUGGAAUUCCGCAACAUAGUAGAAUCCGACACGCUUGGAGAAAUCGAGCACGACCCAAGCGACUUCAUCUGGCUGCAGCAAGUCUUUGGCUUGACAAACGGCGAGCCAGCAAUCCAAUACCCAGGUUCGAUCUGUGCUAACAUCGGCCGGGUGAUCAUGUACCCAAGCACUAUACAGCACAAGUUUACGCGCUUCGAGCUGAAGGACAAGACUAAGCCUGGAUACGCGCGCACCGUGGCGUUUUACCUCGUCGAUCCUAAUAUCCGCAUCAUCUCCACUGCCAAUAUCCCGCCGCAGCGUCUGGAUUGGACUAAGGAGUUGUCGCCUGGGGAAGGCGUUAAGGAAGGCUUGCAAAGGCUAGCGCUUGAGAAUAUGAAGUCCAAGGGUGAUAUGCCGAUGAGUCUAGAGGAGGCUUUGGAAACAAGGAUCAAGCUUCUGAAGGAGAUGGAUGAAUUUACUCGCUAUCAGCAUGUGGCUUUUGAGUCGAAUGUUUUAAUGCUCUAA